Messenger RNA from Rasamsonia emersonii CBS 393.64, 1242 nucleotides. RefSeq names its product Cytosolic large ribosomal subunit protein L7A. Lineage: Eukaryota; Fungi; Ascomycota; Eurotiomycetes; Eurotiales; Trichocomaceae. The record is from RefSeq and is a predicted model, not a curated record. Gene Ontology annotation, biological process: ribosome biogenesis. Gene Ontology annotation, cellular component: ribonucleoprotein complex. The transcript has 5 exons. The coding region runs from base 1 to 1242 and encodes 413 amino acids.
AUGAUCUCAACAUCGACGGAGUCACCGCUGGCCCUGAUCGAUCUCAUCCAAGUCUUCGUGGAGGCGCUGGAUCGCCUAUUUGAGAACGUCUGCGAACUGGAUCUGAUCUUCGGCUACGAGACAAUGCAUGCCACCCUUAGCGAGAUGAUCGUCGGAGGCGUCGUGGUAGAGACGAAUCUGGACAAGAUCGUGCAAGGCGUGAGAGCCCAAGAGGGCUCCCGAGGCAAGAGGAAAGCUGCGGAAGCCACCAGCUCUGCGGUCAGCCGGGCGGCUGGUCUACCGGGGUUGGGAGGAUGGCGACCCGCAUCCACCGGCUCGCUUGUUUUUCGCGCUAACGCUGCCCACGAAAGCCGUUCUUCCAACCUCGCGAGCCUUGGGAUUUUCUUUCCUCUUCUCGUCCCCCUCCAGUCAAUUCAGCGCCUCAGCACCGCGGCCAGCCUUCCCUCGACAGCAAUGCCUCCCAAAUCCGGUAAGAAAGUCGCUGCCGCGCCCUUCCCUCAGGGCAAGGCUGGCGCCAGCAAGAAGCCCAAGAACCCUCUCAUUGAGAAGCGCCCGCGCAACUUCGGCAUUGGCCAGGACAUCCAGCCGAAGCGCAACCUGUCCCGCUUCGUCAAGUGGCCCCAGUAUGUUCGUCUGCAGCGCCAGAAGAAGAUCCUGAACCUCCGCCUCAAGGUUCCCCCGGCGAUUGCGCAGUUCCGCAACACUCUGGACCGCAACCUCGCGGCCCAGACCUUCAAGUUCCUGAACAAGUACCGCCCGGAGUCCAAGGCUGAGAAGAAGGAGCGUCUCCUCAGGGAGGCCACCGCUGUUGCCGAGGGCAAGAAGAAGGAGGAUGUUAGCAAGAAGCCUUAUGCCGUCAAGUACGGUCUCAACCACGUCGUUGGUCUCAUUGAGAACAAGAAGGCUUCUCUCGUUCUGAUCGCCCACGACGUUGACCCCAUCGAGCUGGUUGUUUUCCUGCCUGCUCUCUGCCGCAAGAUGGGUGUUCCCUACGCCAUCAUCAAGGGCAAGGCUCGUCUUGGAACUGUCGUCCACAAGAAGACCGCCGCUGUGCUUGCUAUUACUGAGGUCCGUGCCGAGGACCAGUCCGAGUUCGCCAAGCUCGUCACUGCCAUCAAGGAGGGCUACAGUGACAAGUACGAGGAGAAGAGACGCCACUGGGGUGGUGGUAUCAUGGGCGCCAAGGCCAUUGCCCGCCAGGAGAAGAAGCGCAAGGCUGUUGAAUCUGCCGUCAAGAUCUAA